Molecule: messenger RNA, 3381 nt
Organism: Drosophila elegans
Lineage: Eukaryota; Metazoa; Arthropoda; Insecta; Diptera; Drosophilidae
Exons: 9
Coding region: 1729-3285 (518 amino acids)
Molecular function (GO): protein binding
Source: RefSeq, a predicted model, not a curated record
UUUCAGUAGUAGUUUUCGCGUCGGCCGCAGCACAACGAGCAAACGGAAACCGGAAACGGAAGUGGAAGUGAAAAAGUCAGUGGCUACAAAGCACAGUUAAUCGGGCUGUGAACCGAAAGCAGUCAACAGACAACUGGGAACUGGCAAUUGAGAACUGAGAACUAAGCGCAGUGAAGUGUUUGCUUUCGGCGUUAUCAUUGGAUGCACGCGUUACCAGCUCUGAUUGCGACUAGGGAUCGGGUCAGGGAUUGGGAUUGGGAUUCAUAUACAGAUUCAGGACCACGGACGAACGGAGGAGGCGGAGAGCCGGAGAGGCGUGUCACUAGCAGGUGACUGAGCCGGUUAACCACAGUCCGACGGCAAAAACCUCCUCUCGGCCAAAUACACUGGGCCACAAUUAACCGCAUGCCAUAGCCGCAGUGAGGAAAAGCAAAUACCAAAAUCAAAACAGAACCACUCGGUGAAUGAAGGGAGAACAAUAACCGGAGAAAGACCAAAGGUGGAGUAAAAUGCGGCCUAAAUGCUUUGGCAAUUAUGCCAAUGUUGUUAACAAAAUACCAAAUGUAUCAAACUAAGUAAAGGCGACAGCGUGAAGCCGCAGGAAUUACAAAGGACCCAGGAGCAAGGACCAAGGACCAAGGGAUUGGCGACGACAGGUGGCAGGUGGUCGCUUGGGGCCUUUUCCUUCAAUUCAUUUCGUACAGGCCCGAAAACAUCCCCUUCGAUUGCCGAAAAGCAACAGAGCUCAAAUUUGAAACCCAACCCAGCCAGCCAGCCACUAGCCCCAAUUGAAACCUCAAUAGAAAUACAAACGGAAGCCGAAACAAAAACUCACUUAGGUUGCCAUCCAAAUCAACGGCUGUCAGACAAAAAGUCGCUUUUUAUUGAUUUUUAUAAAGCCAAGCAGCAACACCAAAAGCAAUGAACAGCAAAAAAUAAUAACACAGGCCGCAGGAGCAGAAACAAAAUAAAAAUAAUAACAAAAACAAAAACAAAAACAAAAAGCGAACGCAAUGUGAAUAAUUCCCCAGUUCAACCGAAGUGAGCACGAAACAGAAAUACUGUUGGAAUAGGAAUAUUCCUCACCCACACUCCCACAGCCCCAUUUUUCCCCCGUCCGCCAGGAUCUCCCACUAUAUAAUAGCCUACUAUCGGAACGUUCAUCAAAUGCGAUUCGAUUUGAUGACGUUUCAAGCAGGAGACACCGGAGAGACGGACGCACACGGGGCCCCAUAAAAAUGUGUUAUAAAAAUACACACGCAUAAAUUUCUGCCCUACCACCCUACCACAAGGACAUAAAUAUAUCAAAGCCAGGCAGGGGCAAAAUUUAAUGCAAAUGUCAUUGGAAAAGUCAAUUAGCAGGAAAGCUAACGAAAAGAGCGGAAAUGCUGCAGCUGCACAAUUGCAAAAUUGAAAAUUGAUUACGAGUACAAGUACGAGGCACACAAACAAAUAAAACGGGAGUGUGGGGCAAAACAGCAAGACUGAUUUUAGUUUAGUUAGAUUAUUUUUAAAGCAACUAUUUUGUGAGGAAAAAAAAAACAGAAACUGCAACAACGAAUUAGCCAAGCGGAAACCCUAGGAAAACAAAAAAGGAGAACCGACCCGCCCACAGAGAAAGCAAGGGAAACCGGCAACCAAGCAGCCAAGCAGCUAAGCAGCCAAACCAACUAGGGCAACAAAAGCAUCGACAUCCCCAACGAAAAGCAAACGGAUUCAUACGAAAGCAUGUUUGUGUUCAUAGCUGUGCUGUUUGUUAACGCUUGCCUAGCGGGCACCAUUCCGGCUACGCCAGAGAACAUAACCGUUACGUUUCUGACGCCCACGGCGGUCCGAGUGUCGUGGCAGACGCAAAUCGAUCUGAAGGCACAUCCCAUCGAAAAGUACAUCGUGACGUACAAGCCGACGGAUGACAGUUAUAGGGUUGUACAGGACGUCGCUGGCAGCAGCGAGGCCAUUGUCCUGGAUCGCCUGCUGCCCAGCACACAGUACUCGCUCGUUGUGACGGCCAUUUGGCAGGGCAAGAAGUACCGCAGCCGCGGUCAGAUCAAGUUCAAGACGCUGGAUCUGCCGAGGAACACCUCACAGCAGGACUUUCCGCCGGGUAUCUAUGGUAAUGGCAGCAGCGGCGGUCGCAACGGUAGCGCAAAUGCCAGCAUCUUCGGCGACGAUGUGACCUCCACAGCCACGAACACCCUAACGCAUGCAACCACCAGGGAAUUGCCCACUAUACGCGGCGUGGAGAUCGGCAUCGUCCUGAUCGUGCUGAUGGUGUGGGCCGGAGCCAUCGCGCUGUUCUUCAACCGGUGGGGCAAGAUACGGAUGCUGCUGCCCUACCAGCCGGACUACAAGCACGAGCAGCUGAAGGUGCCGGGCACGGGAGUGUGCAGUGCCAGCGGAUGCAAUGGCCAGCACUCGCAUCAGUUCGACAGCAGUGAAUGUGCCCACCCACCGUUGCACUGCAAUAGCCGCCACAUCCACAUGCUGGCCGAGGAGCACUCCACCUCCAUCUCGGAACGCUGCACGCGCAGCCGGAUCAACUCGGCCAUCUUCGUGUCCUCGGAGGGACGGGGCUUCGACUCCAUCGAGUUCCUGCGCCGCCACGGAUCCCAGAGCGUGCUCUGCCGGAAGGCCAAGAGUGCCGAGAACAUCACGGACAACGGCCGCAGGAAGAGUCUGCGCCCAUGGCGCACCGACGACGAAUCCUGCAAGCAGCAGCACCUUUCGCAGGACAGCAACGACAUCGAGCUGAAGGAGUGCGGCGGCGCUGGAGGAGAGCUGCUCCGCCUGCCGGUCAUCCACGACGGCAAGCAGUCGCCCACGGCCGUUACAAGUCUGCUGGCUCGCUCGGCGGCCAUAACCACGGCCAACAUGAUCGUGGGCAGCAUUUCACUGGAGGCACCGCCACCCUACAUGCAGGACGACGAGGGCGACACGCUGUCCACGGCGGCACUGAUCCACAGCGAUGCGGCUGCCGUGGUCCACGAGUCGCAGGACUCGGCGGAGACGGUGGAGGAACUGGUGCAUGUGCCACUUCUGGCCAGUGCCACGGCCACGGCCAGUGUGUCGACCUCGUCCUCGCCCAGCAUUGCCAUCGAGGCCAAGCCGCGGGUCCUGGUGCACCAGCGAUCCUCCACGGCAUCCUCGUCGCCGCACAGCAGCCCCAAGAACGUGGGCAAUCUCGCACUGAAGAUCGUCAAGCCCAAGAUCAGUGCCGUGCCAAUGGUUUCCGUAUCCGGUCCAUCGCCACCCAUCGAGAAGCCACCGCUGGCGGAGUGCUUGUAACAAAUGGCAGCCGAAACAUUUAUCUAAGCUCGUGCUCAAGGCAACUGGACCCCGCAUCCUGGACAGUCCUUAAAAAACCAAAAUACCAAAAGUCCC